CAGCUUUCGUUUAACUUCAACUUGAAUCGCGACCUACCAUCACCUCACACUCGCCAUGGACGGCCCUCCUCCCCCAGAAGAGGACUUCUCGUCCAUGACCAUCUCCGAACGUCUCUCUCACAAAAACUGGAAAGCUCGUGUCAGCGCUUACGAAGCCCUAGUAAAAACCUUCUCAACCACCGCAUCAGACGAUGAUCCUGCUUUCAAACCCUAUACAAACAACCCCGAUUUACUUAAGAAGAUUGUAACGGAUUCGAAUGCGGUUGCUCAGGAGAAAGGUGUAGAAUGUCUAGUGGCUUUAGUGAAGUUUGCAGGGGAGAACGCUUCGAAGACUAGGGAGAGUGUAGUUCCUGCGUUGGUGGAUAAGUGUUUUGGGUCCUCAAGGACGGGUACCAAGGCGCAAGCAUUGGAGUUGGUUCUUCAAUAUGUUGAAGUCGAAAAUGGAGGCACGGGGGUAAUGAAUGACAUACUGCCUGGUUUAUCCGCUAAACAGCCAAAGACGGUCGCUGGGUGUGUUGUAGCUAUCAAGGAGAUCGUUCGGAUUUUUGGAACACAGAAUACUUCUCCGCCUCCCGUUCUGAAAGCCCUUCCAAAAAUUUUUGCUCAUACAGAUAAGACUGUACGAGCAGAGGGAACUGCUCUGACGCAUGUGUUAUACCAAUACCUGGGGCCUGGGAUCGAAUCAUGGCUGAACGAUUUGAAGCCUGUGCAGGUCAAGGAGUUAAAAGAGGCAUUCGAAAACAUGGAGAAGGAGGGGAAGGGAAAGGGCUCGGUCAAACCGGAGCGGAUGACGAGAGCGCAAGCCAGGGAAGUAGAGAGCACUGCUGUUAAUGACAGGGAUAAUGUGGAGGAAGGUGGUAGUGUUGAUACUGGCCUUGGCGAUGAACCCGUCGAUCUUGACCCACGAGCAUUUGCUGAACCUGUCGAUAUCGUUCCAAAGCUUCCUUCCACUUUAUCGACAGCGCUCAUGUCUGCUAAAUGGAAGGAAAGAAAGGAGGUUCUAGACGAAUUAAGCACGUUACUGACUUCAACACCACGGAUUAAAGAGGCACCUGAACUUGGAGAGGUCGCUAAAGCACUUGCAACCAGAAUACAAGGAGACGCCAAUAUCAAUUGUGUUAUGACUGCCGCUUCGUGUAUGGAAGCGCUUGCAAAGGGAAUGAUGACUUCUUUUGCCCGAUAUAGGGAGACCGUGGUUCCCCCGAUGUUGGAGAGAUUGAAAGAACGGAAGGCGAACGUCACGGACACUAUCGGGGCCGCUCUUGAUGCCGUUUUUGUAUCGACCACUCUUGCCGAUAUCGUACCAGAUCUCAAGCCGGCCUUGACCUCGAAGAACCCUCAAGUGAAGGAAGGAACAUUGAAGUUCUUGCGUCGAUGUCUCUCCACAGCAAAGACCCCAAUCCCCUCGCCUGAGAUCAAACCUCUGGCUGAUGUUCUUUCGACUUUACUUGAGGACAGUUUCGAAGGCGCUCGGAAUGAGGCCGCAUCUUGUAUGGGAACAUUAAUGAAGAUGGUCGGAGAAAGGCCUUUGAAUGCGGUAAUUGAAGGACUCGCGGACGUUAGAAAAGCAAAGAUUAAGGAAGCCUAUGAGAAGGCGACUGUGAAAUGUAAGGCUGGUGCUGGCGGCGGUCCGCCAAAGGCAGCACCUCCCAAACCUGCGGCAGGAGCGGCGCCGAUGAAGAAGGCUCUUCCAUCCAACAAACCUCCAGUUGUCGCACGGGCACCUCCAAAACCCGCAGACACACUUGGUGCGGAAGAACUUGAGCAAACAGCGCCCCCAAAGAAACCUCUCGCUAAACCACCCGCUAGACUUUUGAAGGAAAAGAUUACUGGUGGAGGAGCAGCGGCACUGCCCGCCGCAUCCGCAACCCCAACCGCGAAGAAACCGCCGCCUGCUGUCGCCGCCGCGAAGUCUACCAAAGCAGCUCCACCUACAGCUCCAGGUGCACUCGAUACUUUCAAGUACAAACACACUCCUGAAGAUGCUGAGGCUCUUGCCACCGAUUUGAUACCUGCCAAUAUUAUGACCGAUCUCACGGAUGCCAAUUGGAAAACUCGGUUAGCAGCUUUGGACGAAAUGACCCCUUGGCUGGAGGGGAUAGUUGAUGAUGUAGACGCUGAGAUAGUGAUUCGGGCGCUGGCGAAGAAAGGAUGGGCCGAGAAGAACUUUCAGGUGUCCACGAAGAUCUAUGGGGUGUGUGCUCUAUUGGCGGAGAGGUCGAAAACAUUUGGGAGAUCUUGCGUUGCACUUUGUGUGCCUCAUCUGAGCGAAAAGUUGGGCGAUAUGAAGUUGAAGAAGCCUGCGGGUGACACACUUCUCCUUUUUGCCGAGAGGACGUCGUUACAGUUCGUCCUCAACCAAGCCUACGAUUCACUGUCAAAGCAGAAGGCCCCAAAAAUGUUGGCAGACGCAAUCACUUGGAUCAAUUCCGCACUGACCGAAUUCGGCAUUGCGGGAUUGUCUCUCAGGAGUAUGAUCGAGUUUCUGAAAGCUGCACUCCAAAACUCUAAUGCAACUGUCCGAACAAGUGCAACCAAAACUUUAGUGACGCUUAGGCUGUUUGCGGGAUCUAGUAUAAAGGACCUGUUGGAGGACCUUAACCCCCAAUUGUUGAAUACAAUCACAGUCGAGUUCGAUAAAGUUGAGGGAACUGAGCCCCCUGAGCCAAUUCGUGUUUCUGCAGACGUGGCAGCGAUGCCGACGUCUACGCCUACUUCGAAGGGUGGUGCAAGCGGGGGUGCAGAUGCUCUUGAUGAGUUAUUCCCACGCGUCGAUAUCGACGCUUUGUUAAAGGGAACGACAAUUCUUGCGGACACAAAGAGUGAUGCCUGGAAAACUAAGAAGGAAGCACUGGAGGCACUUCAGGCCAUACUGGAUCAAGGAAGUAAUAAACGGCUGAAGCCGACAAUGGGUGAGAUAGCGCAAGUCUUGAAGGCACGAGUGGUCGACACGAACAAGGCCGUCCAAACACUGGCUCUGGAUAUCGUUGCUAGAAUCGCAACAGGCAUGGGCAAGCCUUUCGAAAAGCAAAAUAAGUUUUUCGUUUUACCUAUAGCCACGGUAUUGGCCGAUCAAAAGGCCCCUAUUCGCAAUGCUGCCCUUCAAACUUUGACCGCAAUUGCUAUUGCAUGCGAGGGACUGGAUUCUAUGAUCCCAGGUCUUACAUCUGGAUUAGAGACUACCAACCCACUGCAGAAAGGAACAUUACUAAAAUGGGUUGUUGAAUGGUUCAAGGAGCACGAGUUGUCAUCAUCUCUAGAUCUGAGCAAUUGGACGGGACCGGUCGUGAGCUCGCUCGACGAUCGUAAUAGCGACAUUAGAAAAGCCGCGCAAGCCAUCCUUCCUACUUUGAUAGCAUCUGCAGGCUUCGAUUUUGUUAUGCAGCAGACCAACUCACUGAAACCAGCAGCUCGCAAUACCGCAGUCCCCCUGAUCCAAGCAGCACGUCCUACGCAGGCAGCAAUCCCUGUUGUAUCAGCCCCACCGCCAGCGGUCCCUCCAGUGAAGGUAAAACCUCCCACUCCGUCCGUUGUCCAGCCACCUGCACCCAGUCCCACGGAGGAUGCUGCCCCGAGACCUCCAGCCAAUAAAUUGACAGGCGUCCGUCGAAAACUGCCUUUGGGCAGUAAUCGACCGGAAUCUAGAGCCGAGACGCCCGUCGAAGCUCCUGCGACUGCUGGAGCUCGUGUCGCCAAACCUCCACUGGUAGGUCUGAAACGCCCUGGUACUUCACUGCCAUCCUCCAAAGCAACUUCAACGGCCCCAUCUCCAGGUCCUUCCUUACCUCUGAUCGGCUCGAAUUCCGAAGCUCGGAAAGGAAGAUGUGGUAAAGACACCAAUCGCUGGAUCAACGAAGGUGGCCCCACUAGAAAGGAUCUAGCUGAUCUUUUACAAAGUCAGAUGGAGGCCCACACUUCGAAGGAGCUGUGUUCGCGUCUAUUCAGUCAUGACCACAAUGCCAUCAACAACCAUAUCGCUGGAUUAGUUAUGCUCUGCGAGACAUACAACGCUGCGCAAGCCGGAGACGAUGCUGCUGAAGCCGUGUGUCUAGCCAACUUCGAUUUUCCGCUCAAAUAUGUGUCAAUGAAACUUCAUGAACCCCAACCCAACCUAAUUUCUAAAUGCCUUGAACUGGUCGAAGCCGUAAUCGCUUUUCUACGUCACGUUAACUACCAGCUGACAGACAACGAGGCGCUUUGCUUCAUACCUACUGUGAUACAUAAGUUAGGAGAUGCUCGUGAACAGGCAAGAGUUCGCGUGCAACAAAUAAUUCAGUCUCUGCCAAAGAUCUACGCGUAUAGUCGAGUAUUUCACCUUCUCCUUGAUCACGGGCUGAAGUCGAAGGUAGCGAAGACGAGGCAGGGUGCUCUGGACGAACUAGGGAACUUAUUGAAGAAAUACGGGAUGACGGCCUGCGAGCCAACGAAGGCGUUCCCCGUCGUUGCAUCAAUGAUCUCCGAUAAAGAUUCUGCAGUCCGAAAGUCAGCUUUAGGGACAAUAAGCGAGGGUUACGUUCUUGUCGGCGAGAAAGUUUGGUCAUCAGUAGGACCGCUGGCACCAAAAGAUAAGACUCAAUUGGAAGAGAGACUUCGACGAGUUGCAGGACCCAGUGGUCAAGAGAAAGCUGAAGCUCCAGUACCCUCUCAGAUCAGCCGCCUCGCAGGACCGAGUAGUGCUAGACCAUCAUCUCCAGCUUUCACCUCUAGGCUUGGGGGAGUACCUCGACCGGCUAGCCCUGUUGUCUCUGGGCCGUCUAAAACGGGAAGACCGACUUCUCCUGCUCAUGAUCUUCGCUCAGAUUCACCCACACCUUUAUCCAAUGUACGAACAUCGUCUCCGUCGCGGCCGCCAAAAAUGCCUGUUCCUUCUCAUCCCACUGUUCCUCCUUCACCAACCACUGCCAAAGGCUUUCAUAGUGGUCUACCAUCCCGGCUUGGUCGACCGCGCACCCACCUCUCACAACCUGCGUCCCAGAUUUCUCUGCCUCCUCAUGAUCCCGAAGAAAACGCAGAUUAUGGACGCACAAAUGAACCUGAACUCCCCGUGGCCCAGGCCGCAGGACCGGAAGAUAUCACGUUGACGAUCUCGAGUAUCCUGAGCAGCGACCCCAUUCGAAGUGUGGAUGCUCUCAAAAAAGUUCAGAGCAUUUUAAAUACAGGGGCAUCUGGCGGACCACAAUACAGCGAACUAGCGGAGCACACUGAAGGUCUUAUCGAAACCAUUACAUUGCAGAUGGCCCACAUUUUUGAACGUCCAGAAGCGUUAGCGCAUGAUGAAAACUUCAGGCUUGCUAAGCAUCUGAUCCAGACUUUGAAUAAUUUCUGUGAUCAUCCUGUGUUGGCAGAGUCUCUCACCGUUGACAUCUUGACGGCGCUUUUGGAGGAAUUAACGCUUCGACUUCUAGAGACCGAUGACAGCUCUGUCAAACAGGUGAAGGAUCUCUCUCGUUUCAUAAAUAUGAUCAUCUUGCGGAUGUUUGCCAUGGGCAGGAGAAUGUCAAUAUUCCGGGCACUUUUCGCAUUGCUCUUACAAAUUGUAAAGCCGUUCAUUCACAAUGGGGUAACAACUGAAUCGAAGGAGGCCAAAGUUGCCGAACUUGUUCUGAAAUGCGUCUGGAAACUCGCUCGAAGUAUUCCGCAGGAUCUUACAGAACAGAAACUCGACCCCGUAGAGCUAUUCCCUACAAUCGAGCAUUUCCUACAGUCCGUGCCUCCAAACGACUGGAGAGCGCGCGCUACCAAUAAAAUUCCUUGUGGCGAUAUGCCCUUGAGGACAAUCAAAGUAAUCAUUCAACACGUUGUUGCACAUUAUGGCGAUGAUGUCUACGACCUUCUGUCCGCUGCCUUUGACGACCCGUCUGCUACAAUCGUUUAUCCAUACGUGUAUCGAAUCCUGAAUUCGAGUUCCCGAGGCACGUCUGACAUCCCUUCCAACCGUAUCGGAGGUGAAGCGUAUCGGCCAUCUCGACCGUUGUCUACAACCUCCAGUCGCGCCAUUUCUCCGACUGCUUCCUCUGCGUCUGCUAGCCAUAGAAAUUCAUCUCCCGGUCGACCCGACUCUUUCAAUGGUCAUAAUAUAUAUUCGCCCCCCUCUGAGGAGCCCGAUCCCGAUGCACAGUUGCUCACAAUAAUUGGGCAUAUAUCGAGUGAAACGACCGGCGCACUGCAUAAAGAAGGUAUCACCGAACUACACCAGUUCCUCAAGGCUUACCCACACAAAAAACCGCGUGUUGACAAGCUGCUCGAGUCCACAGGCGCUGCCUUCAGGAAAUAUAUCAAUCGUGCCCUCGCCAGUCGUGCCGCUGAGGAUGAGGAGAGAAAUGCUGCAGUUGGAGACACCUUAACUAAACUUGAAUCAACCCGAAAUGCGGACCCAUCAUCCCCUCAGCAACCCGAACCAUCACCUCGAUCAUCCCGGUCAGUCAGACGACCGAGUCCACCGCUGCAGCCUGACGCUGAAGACAAACUUUCACGGUUGCAUAAUAUCUUCCAGUAUCGGUCAAGCACGUUGAGCAAUGGCUCUUCCCAGGGAGAGUCUUCGACCCCACGGACUUCUUUCAGCUAGUGGCUUCUUCUUAAUUGAUUCUCGUUUCUCUAUCUGACUGUAUCUACAUGCUGUAUUCCGUACCUCGCACCCAAUUGCAUUAUACACAUAGAACCUCAUUGUAUCCAUGUCCCUAAUACUCAUCCGCACUGUACCCAUCAUAUCCAAGGCAACGC
Messenger RNA from Marasmius oreades (fairy-ring Marasmius), 6720 nucleotides. RefSeq lists its product as uncharacterized. Gene Ontology annotation, biological process: establishment or maintenance of microtubule cytoskeleton polarity; mitotic spindle organization; microtubule polymerization. The transcript is spliced from 14 exons. Bases 56 to 6565 code for a protein of 2169 amino acids. Gene Ontology annotation, cellular component: spindle pole body; centrosome; kinetochore. Lineage: Eukaryota; Fungi; Basidiomycota; Agaricomycetes; Agaricales; Marasmiaceae. Gene Ontology annotation, molecular function: microtubule plus-end binding; microtubule plus end polymerase activity. The record is from RefSeq and is a predicted model, not a curated record.